Messenger RNA from Homarus americanus (American lobster), 1716 nucleotides. It is a transcript of the gene cib, whose product is annotated as thymosin beta-like. The transcript is spliced from 10 exons. Gene Ontology annotation, cellular component: cytosol. Gene Ontology annotation, molecular function: actin monomer binding. The record is from RefSeq and is a predicted model, not a curated record. Gene Ontology annotation, biological process: actin filament organization. Lineage: Eukaryota; Metazoa; Arthropoda; Malacostraca; Decapoda; Nephropidae. Bases 179 to 1135 code for a protein of 318 amino acids.
CAAGGUUUGAACUGGUAAAAAAGAAGCGCUAGCAGAUGGCGACAUCUAGCAACUCCCGCUAGUUGAGUCAUCGGUUAGGGAGUUUCUCUGCCGCUUGGUCGCCUGGCAGUUGAGCUUUGGAUUUCAGAGAGCAGUUGUACAGUGGUUAAGCUAUACCCACUCUUGACCCAGCACCACCAUGAGCACUGAAACCCAUCUCAAGGACUUGCCCAAGGUAGACACUGCCCUUAAGGGACAGCUGGAGGCCUUCACCCCAGACAAAUUGAAGAAGAUCGACACAGAGGAGAAGGUCACACUACCCACCAAGGAUGACGUGGAGCAGGAGAAGCAACACCUAGAACUCGUCGACAACAUCAAACAGUUUCGCAGUGAUAAACUGAAGCGUACCUCGACCUCGGAGAAGAUCGUCCUCCCUACUCCUGAAGACGUGGAAGCAGAGAAACAGGCAAUAGCUCAUCUUCAGGCUGUCGAGGGCUUCAAUGCAGCCAACUUGAAGCAUGCAAAUACCCAGGAAAAAGUUGUUUUACCGGCAAAGGAAGAUAUUGAAACGGAACGAACACACCAGAGCAUAUUCCAGGGAGUAACAGGUUUUGAUAAGACAUCUAUGCGACAUGCAGAAACACAGGAAAAAAUUGCCCUACCAGCCAAAGAAGAUAUCGAGACAGAGAAGACACACCAGAGCAUAUUCCAGGGAGUAACGGGAUUUGACAAAUCCCAAAUGCGACAUGCCGAGACCGAAGAAAAGGUCGCCCUACCUGCCAAAGAAGAUAUUGAAACAGAAAAAACACACCAAAGAAUUUUCGAGAGAAUUACUUCAUUUGAUAAGUCCAGCAUGAGGCAGGUGUCUACUGAAGAAAAGGUUGUCCUCCCUUCUACUGAAGAUAUUCAGAUCGAGCGAGCUCAUCAGGGUAUAUUUGAGCGUUUGGUUUCCUUCGACAAAAGUGAGAUGAAGCAUACAGACACACAAGAGAGAUGUGUUUUGCCCACUAAAGCAGAUAUUGUUGCCGAAAAGGGUCAACAGGCUCUCCGUCAGGGUAUUGAGGGCUUCAAUCCUUCUGCUCUGAAAAGGACCGAGACCCAGGAAAAGAACAAACUCCCUACUAAGGAAGAGAUUGAGCAGGAGAAGAAAGCCUAAUAAGGAAUGCGACAGCAGUUAUGAGUGUUGCGCGUCCAAGUGAUAUCCUUCUCCCCGCUCUCCCUAGAACUUCCUUUGGAGUUCUGCAAGCCAAAAUGUUUUGUACUUUGAUAAUCUAAGUAUAUAGGUAAAAAACGACUGAUUUUGUAACCUGAUAUCAUAUACUAUUCUUUGAGUCAUUAUUUUUGCUUUAAGAUAAGAACAAGGUGCUGAUUGAUAGCAAGGCGUUGGCAAGAAAGUUUUAGGGCAAUUAGAUGGAAUAUUUUAUUGCUUUUGCACACCCUUCAAUUAAAUGUCAGCGAUGCUAGUGGACCAAAAUUUCACCUUGCUUUCGUCUUGUAUGUAGAAGGUAGAGGUCUCCCAUACAGGUACUGGAAAACUGCCAAAAGAUACAAGAGUUCUUAUAAUUUUGAAGGAAAGCAAGUCUGAUAAUCCUGUUCUUGAAAGUUACUUAACAUUUAAUUGUUAGCAUUUACAGACGUCAAAUAUCUAAGACUUGAUAAGUUUGUUUUCAAAAUUAUUUUUGCUUUUUGGGGCAUCCAAAUAUAUGUGAUUUUGGGAGUCAAUAAAAUGCUUUUGUA